This is a messenger RNA of Vanrija pseudolonga, 3502 nucleotides long. RefSeq names its product 3-methyl-2-oxobutanoate hydroxymethyltransferase (gene panB). Gene Ontology annotation, cellular component: mitochondrion. Bases 168 to 3413 code for a protein of 1081 amino acids. Gene Ontology annotation, molecular function: magnesium ion binding; 3-methyl-2-oxobutanoate hydroxymethyltransferase activity; aspartic-type endopeptidase activity. Lineage: Eukaryota; Fungi; Basidiomycota; Tremellomycetes; Trichosporonales; Trichosporonaceae. The record is from RefSeq and is a predicted model, not a curated record. Gene Ontology annotation, biological process: pantothenate biosynthetic process; translation; proteolysis. The transcript is spliced from 3 exons.
GCAACCUGCAUCGAGCCGCGCAAGUCACGUGCGCCACAUGGAAUUGUUAUUUUCGCUGGGCCGAUUGGACUGAGAUUGUCGUUGGCCUUAGCCGCGGGCAUCAGCUCGGCAGUGACAAUCUCGGAAUUUUGAAACUGCUCUGUAACUCUCACACACACACAACUAGCAUGCUCCGCGGCCCAAUAUCGCGAGCGUGGCGCACACCGCAGCAGGUGCGCGCCGCCCGCCUCGGCCCCAUCGCCGCAAGCUUCUCGACCUCGCACACUGCCGCGGCGCAAGCAUACCGGACGGAGAAGGAGGCGACGUCGAGCGGCGACAACGAGCCGCUGCGCGGCACCGUGGUUCCGCGCCUCGAGAUCCCGACGUUUGACGACUCGUUCGAGGCGCUCAUCGCUGAUGUCGGCGACGGCCCCGUGCGCCGCCUGCCCCGCGGCAAGCUGAGCAAGGCGCGCAUCAAGGAGAUCAACGACGCGCAGCAGGCCGAGGUGGCGGCGCAGCAGCAGCAGCGCGGGAUCGCGGAGCUGGCUCUGGCUCAGCCGGCGGGCUCGUCCGAGCUCAACGGCCGAGAGGAACGCCUCUCGCCCGCCGCGCUUCUCGGCACAAAGCGUAUCGGCAUGGUCACGCUGCCGGAGCCGCUUGUGGAGGCCAUCACGGACGAGAUCUACGGCCUCGAAUCGCCAAAGUUUGUGCGCACCGCGUUCCUCGACCUCCUGGAGAAGCCCAAGUUCAAGGACCAGUCGCCAGCCAAGAACUCGGUCUCACACUCGGUAGCCAAGGCUUCGGCGUUCCUGCCUGGCCAGUACGCGGCUGUGUACAAUGUGCUGUAUGAGCUGCGGCAGCGUAUCGGCGCGGACAAGUUUGCCGAGGCGUCGUUCCUCGAGGUGUCGAGCGCGCUGUCCCCGGGCCUGUGGGCCACCGCCGAGGUGUUCGGUGCCGACUCGACCGCGGCCUACACUGUCGUGCACAAGACUCGCCACGGCCUCGACCUCAUUCGCAAGUUCGCCGACGCCUACCUCCCCACUGCAGAGGUCAUGAACUAUGUGCGCGACCCGAACCAAGUCCACGGGUACAACCCGACGGUCGCCAUGUCAACAUUCCACCUCACGACGCUACCCAAGCCUGCAGCUCGGAAAACGCACUUGGAAAGACUGCUCGAGACGGGCGCGGACCAUAUCGUACUCGUCGACAAGGCCAACCCCGAGGGCUGGGCCGCCAUGUCCGAGGCGCGCGAGUUCCUCCUCCAGCAGUCGAGCGCCGACUCGCCCCUACACAUCACCGCACCGUGCCCCCACGAGAACGCGUGCCCGCUCGUCGGCGGCCGUGAGGCGUGCAUUUUCGCGCAGCGUCUCCAGCGCCCGCCUUUCCUGCGCAAGACCAAGCACGCGCCCCGCGGCGAAGAGAGCAUUAGCUACACCUACCUCAUUGUCUCGCGCGGCCAGCGGCCCUCGGCCGUCGCCUCGGAUAUUGCCGUCGGCCGCGUUGGCAGUGUCGGUCGCGCAGAGGUUGCGCGCCUCGCCGCCAAGGCGGUCGGCCACACCGAGCUGCGCGAGGUUGAGGGUGGCGGCGAGUUUGAGAUGGUCAGCGUGCCGGGUGACCGGGCAGCGCUGGCCGCCGCCGAAGCCGCUUCCGCCGCCUCACCCGAGGUCGGUGAGGCCAAGGACGAGAUGGACGCGUCGCUGCGUGCCGAGGCGCAUGGCUGGCCGCGUCUCGUCGCGCUCCCGCUCAAGCGUAGCGGGCACGUCAUCAUCGAUGCGUGCAUGCCCAACGGCAACCUCGAGCGCCUGACCGUCGCCCGCUCGCACGGCAAGCAGGUGUACCACGACGCGCGCAAGACCAACUGGGGCGACUUGUGGCCCCACCAGCCCAAGGGCAAGUCGGUCGUGCGCGAGCGCGGCCUCCGCCUGCUCACCAAGACCCCGCCGGUCGAGGUGUCCGACAUGGACCAGAUGAUCAAGGCGGUCGAGGGAGAGGAGGCCGACGAGGCCGACGAGAUGGUGGCGAUGGACGAGGCGGAGGACGCUUCGGACAAGGAGACCGGCGUGUUUGCCGAGGCCGAAGCUGAGGCCGGGGAGGAUGUCAAGCCCAUGUCGGACGCCGAGCUCGACGCGCUCCUCAAGUCGCUCGGCGUGGACAGCAAGGUCACUGCCGAGUUGGUCGAGUCGGACGACGGCGACGUGCCGGACAUUGACUUUUUGGACAUCCUGGAGGGCGCCAGUCCCGACGGCACCGAGGCGCCAGCACCCCGCACGCGCGGGCGCAUCAGGCCUGGCCGCAUGGGCCGAACAGCCCGCCCGACGGUCCCGCCUACGACCGCGCCGGGAUCGGGACAGAAGCGCGAGAUGUCUGCGCGGCCCGCCGAGUCGACCGGCCGGCCAAAGGUCACCGUCUCGACGCUGCAGAAGCUGCACGAUGCCGGCACCCCAAUCACCAUGCUCACGGCGUACGACUACCCCACCGCCCUGGUUUCCUCUCGCGCCGGAAUCGACAUCCUGCUCAUCGGCGACAGCAUGGCGCAGGUCGCGCUCGGCCACCACACAACCGUGCCCCUCACGCUCGACGACAUGAUCUACCACACGCGCGCGGUCGUGCGUGCUGCCAGCGCCGCGAGCGGCGGCUCAGGCGUGCCCGGCGCCGGCGGGCCCUUCAUCCUCGCCGACAUGCCGUUCGGGUACGCCGAGUCGAGCGUGCGCGACGGCGUGCUUGCUGCUGUCCGGCUGCUCAAGGAGGGCGGGGCAGACGGCGUCAAGAUCGAGGGCGGGCGCGAGCUCCUCCCGCUUGUCCAGCGCCUCACAGAGUCGGGCGUGCCCGUCAUGCCCCACAUUGGACUGCAGCCGCAGCGCGCCGCGGCAACAGGGUACAAGGUGCAGGCCAAGAGCGCGAGCGCAGCCGCCGACCUGCUCGAGACCGCGCUCGAGCUGCAAGAGGCCGGCGCGUUCGGCCUGCUGCUUGAAGCCAUCCCACACCCCGUCGCGACUGCCAUCUCCAAGCGCGUCGCCAUCCCCACAAUCGGUAUCGGCGCAGGCCCGCACACCAGCGGACAGGUGCUGGUGCUGACUGACAUGCUGGGCGUGUACGACAUGCGGCCGACGCCACCAGAGGAGAUGGACGAGCCCGAGGCGCACUCGGUCGGCGCGUUGGAGGGGCUCGCUGGCGACGCGCUCCCGCGCCCAGGCGCCCGACACGGGGCCGACGUCGGCGUCAUCCCGCCCGCUGGCGAGGUCGCGCCGCCCAAGGCACCCAAGUUUGUGCGCCAGUUUGGCGCUGUCGGCCUCGAGACGCGCCGCGCAGUCGACGCGUACAUCCGCGAAGUGCGCGCCCGCUCGUUCCCCGCUAUUGGAAAGGAGACGUACGCCAUGCCCAAGGACCAGCUCGAGGAGUUUUUACGCCUCAUUGACGAGAAGAAGGACGAGUAGUUGCAAUAUAUAUAUCUGUAUCAGAAGCAAAACCCCAUCAUACCAUCGCAUAAAGGACUCGUAAUGCAUCUCAUCGCUCUUGAUACACA